CGUCAUCCCAGUUUGGGUGUGUACACUUGUCGGAAACAUGCUUUGGGCGCGGAUGUGAUGUUUUGAUAAUUUGUUUUAAAAGUAAUCAACUAAUUUCGGGACCAUGCACUUGCAUUUAAAAUAUAUAUUCUGAGAAUAAAUAUACUAUGAGAAAAUGAAGUUUUUAUUUCUAAUAGUUCUGUUUUUGUAUGAUUUCAUAUAUUUAAAAGCUGAAGAUGAAUGUAGUGAACCCUUGCUUGCAAAUGCCAAAUUUUCUGCUUCGUCUUCAAUAUCAAAUGAGAGAAGUGCAGAUAAAGCAAGACUGAAUGGUCUGUACUCAUGGACUGCAGGUUAUAAUGAUUAUUUUCAAUAUUUAACUGUUAAUUUACGCCGUAGAAAAAUUAUUCAUAUUAUUGCUACUCAAGGUCGUUCGAACACAGAUCAAUUUGUAUCUGAGUACUGUAUUCAAUUUAGUAAUGAUGGUGAUACUUGGAGAACUUAUGUUUCUUCUGACGGUUCUACACAGCUGUUUAGAGGCAAUGUUGAUGGAGACACCAUUAAGUUCAAUAAAUUUGAAACGCCAAUUAUUGCCCAGUGGAUUAGGAUAAAUCCUACUCGAUGGAGAGACAGAAUAUCAAUGAGGGUAGAACUGUAUGGUUGUGAUUAUGUUAGUGAAUCUGUGCAUUUUGAUGGGAAGAGUUAUUUUACCAAAGAUUUGCGCUAUGCAAUUGCUAGUGACUCUGAAAUGAUUAGGUUCAGAUUUCGAACGAACAAUGCUGAUGGAAUCAUUAUGUACAGUAGAGGUAGCCAAGGUGAUUUUUUUGCUCUUCAAUUAAUGCACAACAAGCUUCUACUUAAUAUUGAUUUAGGUGGUGAAGGAAUUUUGACAAGUAUUUCAGUUGGCAGUCUUUUAGAUGACAAUAUGUGGCAUGAUGUGCUUAUAUCACGUCGCAGAAGAGAUAUUACAUUUUCAGUUGAUAGAGUAGUGGUUCCUGCUAAAAUAAGAGGAGACUUUACAAAAUUGAAUCUAAAACGAGAAAUUUAUGUUGGAGGAGUUCCCAAUUUUAAUCAGAAUGGCAUUGUAGUUACAGAAAAUUUUACUGGAUGCAUUGAAAACCUUUUCGUUAACAACACCAACCUUAUAUCUGAACUAAAGGAAAGGCGAUCACAAUAUAGACAGUAUGGAGAUUUACAGUUUACUUGUCAUUAUGAUGCUGCUCCUCCAGUAACUUUCAUCUCAUCAGAUUCACAUUUAAGAAUAUCUGGAUAUAAGCAACAAAUUAUGAACUGUAGCUUUGAUUUUCGAACAUUCAAUGAAGAUGGAAUGCUACUUUAUAACAAGUUCUCUCAACAAGGAUUUGUAAAGCUUUAUCUUCAAAAAGGCAAAAUCAAACUUGAAAUCCAAAGUGUGAACACACCUAAAGUAAUUACAGAACCGUCAGAAAGAUAUUUAAGUGAUGGUUUGUGGCAUAGAACAAUGUUAAUAUUGCAGACAAAUAGGAUUGAGCUGCAUGUUGAUGAAAAACCAAGUAUUACUACUAGGCAGUUUUCUAUGCUAACUGGAGAUGAAUAUCUUGUUGGAGGUGGUUUGUAUGGUUCUAAAGGAUUUGUUGGAUGUAUGAGAUAUAUUCAAAUAGAAGGUCAUUCUAUAGCUGUUACCAGUUUACCUGAACACCGAAGAAAUAAUGUAGCUCUUGAUGCUUGUCAAAUGGCUGAUCGCUGUAAUCCUAAUCCCUGUGAACAUGGUGGUGUGUGUAAACAGAACUGGGAAGAAUUUAAGUGUGAUUGUGAAAAAACUGGAUAUACUGGUGCAGUUUGCCAUAUUCCUGUAAACCAGUUAUCCUGUGAAGCUUAUAAAUUAUCUCAUCCUAAAAGUAGGAGAGCGGAUAUAAAUAUUGACAUUGAUGGAAGUGGGCCUUUAAAAUACUUCCCAGUUACCUGUGAAUAUCCAUUUGAAGGGCCAGCCGUUACAAUACUCCACCACAAGAAUGAAAGACCUACAGAUGUAAAAGGAUUUAGCAAACCAGGCAGUUUUAUCCAGAACAUUAUAUAUAAUGCUGAAAUGGAGCAAAUUAUACAACUUGUAAACCGCUCAUACAACUGCCGCCAGAAUUUGCGAUAUGAGUGUUACAAAGCUCGAUUAUUUGGUUCAGCAGCUCCAGAACCUGCAAAAUUUGAUCCAUUUUCUUGGUGGGUUAGUCGCAAUAAUCGACAAAUGGAUUACUGGGGUGGAUCUCUCCCCGGUUCAAGAAAAUGUAACUGUGGUCUAUAUGGUACAUGCAAAGAUCCAAGUAAAUGGUGCAAUUGCGAUUCAGAAUAUGAUAAUGAAGGUUGGCUGUCAGAUGAAGGUGAUUUAACACAGAAGGAGUUUCUGCCUGUACGACAGUUACGUUUUGGCGAUACUGGUACUACUAUGGAUGAAAAAAGAGGCCGAUACUACCUUGGUCCAUUGAUUUGUGAAGGCGAUUCAAUAUUUGAUAACACAGUGACAUUUUACUAUCAAGAUGCAACAAUAGAUCUCCCCACAUUUGAUAUGGGGCAUUCUGGUGACAUAUAUUUUCAAUUUAAAACAACUGCCGAGAAUGGUGUGUUAGUUAACAGUAGAGGACCGACAGAUUAUAUUAAAGUUAUGCUUGUGGAAGGAGAUCAAAUCCAGUUUCAAUAUCAUGCUGGAAAUGGUCCGCUGGGAGUUAGUGUUGAAACUUCGUAUAAACUGAAUGACAACAACUGGCAUUCUGUAUUAGUUGAACGAAAUAGAAAAGAAGCAAGAGUUGUUGUUGAUGGGAGUUUGAGUGGUGAAGUGAGAGAAAGAGCUGGUCCUGUCCGGGCUCUGUAUCUUACAAGCAAACUGGUCAUUGGUGCUACUGUUGAUUAUAGAGAAGGAUUUGUUGGCUGCAUACGAGCUUUCAUGCUGAAUGGUGCCAUUGUUGAUUUGCAGCGAAUGGCUUUAGAAUAUCCAUAUGGCAUCAAUAAUGGUUGCGUUGGAAAAUGUCAGAGUAGUCCAUGCUUAAAUAAUGGAACAUGUAUUGAGGGUUACUCAAGUUACGUUUGUGAUUGUCAGUGGACAGGAUUCAAAGGACCUAUAUGUGCUGAUGAAAUUGGCGUAAAUUUGCAAACUAGUGACUUUAUUCGGUAUACUUUUGAGAAUUCUAUUUCAACUCUUGAAGAAUACAUUCGUGUAGGUUUUACCACAACUGACAAAACUGGCAUGAUUGUUGGUAUAUCAUCUUACAGUGAGGAGUAUUUUAAUUUAAUGAUGUCUACAAGUGGCUAUCUACGUUUGGUAUUUGACUUUGGUUUUGAAAGGCAGGAGAUAAUCAUUAAAAAUGAGAAUUUUGCUUUAGGCCAACAUCAUGAUCUCCGCAUAAUUAGGAGUGAUAAAGGGGCAAAGCUUACAAUAUAUGUGGAUAACUAUGCCCCAAUUGUACAUACAUUUGAAAUUGAUGAAAAAGCUGAUGCUCAGUUCAAUAGAUUGAAAAGUAUAUACAUUGGUCGUAAUGAAACUAUGGGUAGUGGUGAAGGAUUCAGUGGAUGCAUUUCACGUGUGCAGUUUGAUGAUCACUUUCCUUUGCGAAGAUUAUUUCAGGAAAGUCGUAGAUCAUCAUUGGUAUAUUCAUUCCCUGAAGACAUUCGCGAAGAUGACUGUGGUAUUGAGCCAGUAACUCAUCCACCUGAAAUAAGAGCAACAAGACCACCCCCUUCUUUGCCAAGAGUUCACAUUGAGGCACAUACAGCUGGUGCAGAUGAUUCAGCAAUAUUAGGAGGUAUAUUGGCUCUGAUAUUUAUUGCACUCAUAUUGAUGGCUAUCCUGAUCGGACGUUAUAUGUCACGCCAUAAAGGUGAAUAUAAAACACAUGAAGACACUGGAGCAAAAGAUGCUCCUGAUGCUGAUACUGCUGUGAGGAUGGGCAAAACCGGCCAUGGAGUUCCUAAAAAGGAAGAAUGGUUUAUAUGAAGAAAUCUUUGUAGAAUGUUGGAAAAUAUUACAUAAAUGCCCUAUGUGGUGCGUAUUGUUGCCUUGCUCAACAAGUUAUAUUUUGGACUAUAUUAUUUUGUAAUGUGUGUUGUACAUAUUGCAUACAAUUCCAAAAUGUGAUAUUGAUUGUGUUCAAAAUCAGUAUCGUUUUUAGCUAUUCUAGACCAUGUUUCUGAAGUAUUUCUUCAUUACCUAUCGUUGGAAAAAGAUUUGUAUAGCAUAGCAUUCAUGCCUUUUUAAUGAAUCCCCCUUUUCCCCAUUUCUUAGUCCACCUAAAAUUUUCAAUGAUAGGCAUUUGCUUUUUAAAUUGCAUUUCUCUUAUAUUCAGAUUUAAAAGUAUUUUUUAACAUGUUAUUGAUUUGUCAAAACUGCUAUUCGUAAAUUUAGGUAUAAAGUUUAUGUCAGGUUGCAUAUUUAUUUUAAACUCAUGUAGUUUUUCUUUAUAAUAUUUCUCAUUUUUAUUGUUUAGAUUUCAUGCUGUCAAAGCUUGUUGGAUUCUUAGAAAAUUAUGUUAUAAAUAUUUUUAUUUUAGUUAAAUAGUGGGAAAACAUUUUUAAUAUCAAGUACUUUUACCUGCAGAAAAUAUAUGGUAUUGUGGUAAAAUUACAUGGUAUUAAAAAUAUUUAUGUCAUCAAAUUACUUUUUGAAAAUUUGAUGGUAUUUUAUAAUUAUUUAGUAAAUAAUUCUUUUAGUGCAUAAACAUAAUUGCAUAAAACUUCAUCAGUUUAUGUUAGGAAGAGCAUUAUAUCUGUGAGUGUGCAAUUCUUUUGUUGGUAUCUCUCUUUGCUUAAACUGCUGCUUUAAUUUCCUGAUUAAAAGUUAUUUACUAAAAGUGUCCUUUUUCUAUUUUUUUAAUAAUUGUACAAUUAUUAUUCCUUUCAUUUACGACGUACAGCAGAUAUAAUGCAUCAUAAGUUAAAUCAUUUAUAUGAAGUUUGUUGUUUAAUCUAUUGUUAAGAUGGAUAAUUUUGAUAUUGAUUUUGUGUUUGUUUGAUUGAGUACCUAGAGUAUUUGAAAAUAUGUGCUGAAAAUGCUGAAUGAUUUCUGUGUAUAUUUUGUUUUAAAAUUCAGUUAUUCAGUAGCUAAUAUGUGAAGAAAUGUAUGUUCUUAACUAAUAUGCAAAGAAAUGUAUGUUUUGUCACCAUAUUUCACUAAUGGAUAUAUUAAAAUAUGUCAAAUUUUUAUUUAGUGGAUUGAUCCGGUGAUUUUUGCUAUACAUAUUAAAUGUGUUCUUUUUGCUUAAUUAAUUAAAAUUUUUAUUUAUUCAAUUUCAUGAUACCACCCUUGUUUUUACUAACAUCAUAUCAUGUACUUUUGCAGUGCUUCAUAUGUUUAGGGACAAGCUAGUUUAUUAAAAAGCACCAUAUACAUAUAUGCAAAUAUAUCUUUGUACAGCCUAUACAUAUCUAUUGAUUAAGUUGCAAAUGUUAACGACAAUACUUUAUAUUUAGACUAUUAAUAUUAAACUAUACAGCUACCCAAUAAAUAUGACCACAUUCUGUAGGAUCAGAAGGUUCAAUGAAAAAUUACAGUAAUACCUCCAUGUAUGCAGAGAAUAUGUUUCAUUGACUGUAACUGUAUAUUAUAAUAAAACACAAUAGUGUAAUAUGCAUCAAUAUCGUUAAGAAUUAAUCUCCUGAAGUUAAAAAUAUCAAAUGUAAAUCCAAGUAUGGUAGGUGUUAAGGCAAGAAGAAUCAGCAUAAUGUUCAUAAAUUUGCGGAACUAGUUUCAAAGGUUUAAACGUAAAACCUUCUUCAGCUAAAGAAGGGCAAAUGAUUAAAGAGAAACCUGUGCUGAGGAGAUAAUGUGUAUGAAAUGCACGAACAUUACACCUAUUCUUGUUGCCUCAGUACCUCCACUAAAUCGCUUUUCAUCAUGUUAUUUUAAUUCAGAUUAAACUCAAGUAUUUAAAAUUAACUGUUGAAAACAUUACCAAAGUAUAGGUGUAAAAAAAAACUUGUUAUGAUGAUAUUCCAUCAUAAAUUAAUAACAUAUGGAGACUUCUGCACUUAUUUAAUAAAGAAAAGUCAUAGCUGUGCAUUUUGCUCACAUGAUUACUGUGCAUAAGGCUUGCAGCAAAUUUUUCAUACAAAUGUAGUGACAACAAUUUCUAUUAAUUUUUAAGACAUUUACUGCACAUUUUCCUUUGAAUUAUUUUUGCACAAGGCUUGCAAAAAAUAUAUCUGUGCACAAUGCUUGCAAAAAGAAAUAUGUUUUGCGAGUAAAAUGGCAAACAGUUUGUAUUUUGUGGAGACACAAAAUUUAUGUAGUGUUAUGUUAUGUAUAAAAACACUCUUCUUUAAGGCAUUAAAGAAAAGAAAACAAAUUUCCCUUGCCAAAUUGCAGGAAAAUGGAUCGAUAAAAGACUUACUUUUUGUUGGCUUUAAUUAUUUUAGAAGCUUAUAAUUUUUAGCUAAAUUUACUUUGUGAUUGAAUAAUUUGAAAUCUUGUAGUACAAAAUUAUUUGUUUAUAAUGCAUGGGAAGCUUCUGAUGUGAUACAUUCAUCAAUGUAACUUGUAAAAGUUUUCAAAAAACUACUGUUUUAUGACCAUAAAAUAGAUCAUAUAAUAGAAUGUGAUGGCAAAAUGAGUUGAUUUAUGUAAUGUAAUACAUUCAAUGAAGUCAAAUACAUAGUUGUUGAUGUAUAGCACUGUGAUGUAAAUGGUCAUUUGUAUAUCUGGAAAAUGAAAAUUAUAUCUUUUUAAAUAUGCAUUAAUAUCUCGUGCGAUGUAUAUCAUUAGCACAUUAUUACUUCAAUGAACUAUGUUUCAUGUGUAUUUUAUUACUAAACAAUUACACAAAUGCUACUAUCUUUGCAUUCAGCCUUUCCUGCAUGUGAUCAAUAAAAUUGGGAUCAUCAGAUCUAAAUUAUUCUCACACGAUAUUAUUUUUAAUUUUCUGAAGGAGUUUCCUGUAAUUUCUGUUUUUAUCUUAUAUCGUUUCUGUGCAUACAUUGUAGUAAAUAUUGUUUUUUUUAAAUUUCUCAUAUUGAAAUCUCAUUUAUUUAGUGUUCAAAGUUUACAUUGUGAUUUUGCUAAAUAUUUCUACUAAAACUUUCAAAGAGCUUUGACUUUCAUGAUGAUUUCUUGCAGAAAAGUCUGUGCUUAGCUCCACCUCUAUUUCCUCUGGAACAUAGAUCUGUUAAUUUUACAAAUUUUGAUUUUUCAUUUUGGAUGUUGGCAAAUUUUCAGAUUUUGCAAACUGUAAAUAAAAGAAUGCUGCCUUAUUGAAAAUGCUUCUGGUAGUUGUUUAAAAAUAUUUAAAAUAAUUUGAAUUAUAAAUAUUUUAUUGAAUAGUAACAUAAGCAUUAAAAUACUUUAGAGAAAUUUGUAACCUGUAUAAUUUUUUUUUAUAUGUAGUGAGUGCAGCUUGAGUUUAUCCUGAUAAUUCAGAUGUUAAGAAGUAAUUGUAUUUGUCUAUUUAUUUUUAUGUUAUCUUUUUGACAUGUGAUUUUUCAUUUCCGUCCUUCUAUAUUAAUUACAACAGCUGUUUUAGAUUAUAAUUAAGAUGGUCGAUUUUAAAAUUAAUUUUUGCAUAUGCUCUGUCUUUGUUUAUGAUGUAAUAAUCAUUUAUACACUUUUUAUUUUGAUCAGCAUAUUUUGUCUAGAAAUGUUUUCAGAAAAUGAUCUGUUUGAUUUAUGUAUUGUUUUUAUUUUAUUAAUUAUAUUUUUUAAAUGUUUUAUAUCACCUGGGUAGGUGGCAGCAAGAUGGAGCAAUGUGUAUAUAUAUUUUUUAAAUUGUGUAAAAUUGCUCUAAAUUUUUUACGCUUCUAUUAUUAUGGUAUAGUUGGAAAGGGUUUUUAAAUCUUGUGAUAUUGCAAAAUGUUCCAUUUUUCUCAUGAAGGGAGUUUUAUGUAUUGUUAGAAUCUCAUUUGACAUCAUUAAUUUCAUGUUUUAUACAUAUCCAAAUGCAAAUAUUGCAUUCAUUCCGUAAGUUUGAAACGUGUUUUAUACUGCUAUAUUUUAAAUACGUAUUUCACUAAAUUUCGUAUAGUUGUUAGGUUUUGCUAUAUUUCAUUGCAGACAGCAUAAACCAUAUAUGCAAUGAUAUUGAGCAUCUAAUAUUACAGAAAAGUAGUAUUUCUCUAUUCUAAGGAUGUGUGUAGGCAGAGUACUAUGUAAACAAUACUUUACUUUCUGUUAAUGAUAAAAAACUGCUGAAUUCUCCCCUUACUUUUACAUUAUGAUUAAACUAGUCUGUUUUGUUUGAGAAACCAAUGCCUAUACAAAAGGAAAUUUUAUGUUAAAAAUCUGCUUCUGUUGCUUCAUUUAUAUACUAGUUUCUUUACAUUAUAUGAGUGAAUAAUUUUAAUAUUAGAAUUUAACUAUAAAUGAAGAGGAAAUGCUCCAUACAUUUAAAAAAAGUGUUCUUGUAUAGUUUGCUGGAGACAUAAUCAUUACAAUAUAUAAUAUGCUUAGGCCUUGUAAAUGAUAAGCUAUAAGGCCUUUAAAUAAUAAUUUUUCUCAAAUGUUUAUCAGAAUUUGUGGGAUAUAAUCAGUUUCUAUAAUAUUUUCUAUAUUCCAAUUUUUGCCUUAUUGCCUUGCCAUAUUAAUAGUCUUAAAUACUAUACUUUAAACACAGCACAAUAACAGAUUAUUUUAAUUUUGAUAUAUUUAUUUGUAAAAGGGUGGAAAAUUAUAUAUGUUGUUUAGUGUUGCAUUUUCUCUCUAUAUAUAUCUAUGAGUUUCAAUAAAAAUUUAGCUUUUAAAUUUAAUGUAUACUAAAUAAAUUUGAGUAUAAAUGUUUUAUGGAUCACAUUAAUCGUGAAUUCCAUAAUGCAUUCAAAGUAAUAUGCUAGAUAAAUAUUUUUCUGAAAUGAAAAUAUAGGAACUAUAAAUUAAGCUAUUCCAGAUUCUGGAAACUAAGUAUUUGCUGAUAAUGAAACAAAUAUAAAUUUGUUAGUUGAUUUUUUUUUAAUUUUGCAAAUAUAUUUUACUAAUACAGUCAAAAGUCGUUAAUCCGGACUCGUCGGGACUUCGGCGAUUCCGGAUUAUAGAUCAU
Stegodyphus dumicola is the source of this 8957-nucleotide messenger RNA. It is a transcript of the gene Nrx-IV, whose product is annotated as neurexin-4. The record is from RefSeq and is a predicted model, not a curated record. NCBI's taxonomy places the organism in Eukaryota, Metazoa, Arthropoda, Arachnida, Araneae, Eresidae.